Molecule: messenger RNA, 6260 nt
Organism: Coregonus clupeaformis (lake whitefish)
Lineage: Eukaryota; Metazoa; Chordata; Actinopteri; Salmoniformes; Salmonidae
Product: membrane progestin receptor epsilon-like
Exons: 1
Coding region: 1593-2888 (431 amino acids)
Cellular component (GO): membrane
Molecular function (GO): signaling receptor activity
Source: RefSeq, a predicted model, not a curated record
GAGAGGGCGAGAGAGAGAGAGAGGACGAGAGAGCGAGGCUAUUCACCUCCAACUGGCACCAGCACAAUGCAUUAUCUAAGCAGGUUGUACGGCGCAUUUUAAACAGAUAGCGGCACAGACUGUUCAGUCUACAACCACGGAGAAACAAACACCACAACCGGACCGGCUGAGUAACGGAGGGGAAAGGUAGCCUUUUAGUAGCCUACCGCUACGCAUGUUGACGCUAUACUCUGUUAAGUCCCCUGUUCUCUCUCGCUCUGUCCGUCUUUAUCAAGGGCUGUGAAGGACGAACGGGAAAGUAAAAAAGUAUUCGCCGAGAUAGUGAAGCCAGUUCAGUCACAUGACCUACAGAAUUUACAAGCUGUCAGUAGACUAUAUGCACGCACAUUGCAUUCUGAACACCGGCUCACCGAAUGGAAAAGAAAAGCUGUCCGGCCGGCUUCGGAGCCACUUGAAAAUAAUUGGGGAAUAACGGAAGGUCUAAAUACUGGAAAACAAAAACAAAUGGCAGAAUAGAUUAACACGAAUUUACACGAACAGGGCUUCAUUCGUGUGUGAACUAUUUUGCCAUUAGGCAAGACAAACCUGCAUAUUUGAACGGACGUGAGUGACCUUGUUUCAAGGGCUAGAGUUACUGCAACAUCCCGUUUCUCUCUACAUUCUCCGGGGGAUUUAUUUGGCACCAAUGGCGACUUUGAUAAAUGAAACUGGGACGAGAAUUCUGGACUAAAGGACCAUGAAUAAUAAAUAAUCGCUCAACCGUGCGAGGAACCUCAGAAAGCCCCGCCUACCCCAGCACGGCCCACAUGACCUAGUUUCGGAGGGAUGACAUCUCGAGUACCGGUACCUGUCUUUUGGCUUUGACAGACAACAAUUGACGUAGGAUGUAUUGAACCUUGAUGGACAUGAAGUGAGAAAUUGUUGUUUUUGUCCAGGGCCUUUCACUCUUUUGCCAGUGAAUUACGGAAACAUUAUUAUAAAGGCUGCGUAAAUGUGUUUUAAGCAAUGAUAGCCUAUAUCAAGGACUGCAACUAGAUAAUCUAUUCCGUAUUUUAUGUAAAAUACCAAUUGGAACGGCUGCAAGACAAAUUAAAUAUUAACCUUGAUUGCUGGAUGUGUCUAACCUUGUGGACUUAACUGGGGGUCAAGGAGCAAUUGUGAGGAAACAUAAUAAUCAGGAGUGUUUCCCUCUGAAGCACUGGAUUAAAUUCAUUUCCUGUAUAGGCUACCCCCCUGUCAUUUCCUGUAUAACCCCUGUCAUUUCUUUAUUACCCAUCGGGAGAAUAAUUCUACUGACUCAGGGAAUUUCAUGCUCAUGAAAGCCAUUUUCAUUAAUGGUGCUUUAAGGAUGACACUUUAUGAAACCUCCCUUUGGUUUUAAAACUGUUAUUGAGAUCAAAGGUUUGCAGGAGAAGGGCAUUUUUGACAAUGAAAAAAGGGAGAAAGGAAUCGACAGCGAAUCAUAGGAGCUGGUGUCAUAAUCCCCUAUCUGUCAAUAAUCAAGAGGGCCAUGCUGUGAUUGACAGCUAGAUCAAUAAAAACGUAUCAGCCAAGCAAUAAAAGCCAGCCAAGAGGAUCUGAGGGCAUUUGUUAUGGCAAUGACUACAAAAGAACAAGUGCUUUUAAGGACAGAGAAAGUAGAGCGUUUCCAACCCCUCAAUAGAGAUUUAUUGGAGCCAACCAAUCAUCAAACAGUCCAUCAUUCUCCUCAUUCAAUCAUGUUCUUCAAUUGCGGCCAAUCGCUGCCACCCCUGCUGCGGCACACGGAUGUCCCGGUCCGCAUCACGGAGAGCUUCAUCCUGUCCGGUUACCGCUUCCCCAACUACAGCCUCAUCCAAUGCCUGCUCUCGGCCUUCCGGCCCACCAAUGAGACCGGCAACUUCUGGACCCACUUCCUGCCAGUCUUCAUCUUCGCCUUCUACUUCCUGGAACCGUUCGGUUUGGAGGGCGCUCCGCCCACCGGCGACCCCUUCUUCUACCCGCUGUGGAACUACUUCACGGGAGUGUUGUGUCUGCUCAUGGCUAGCAGCAUGGCUCACCUCCUCAACUCCAUGUCUGUGGUCAUAAGGGAGGUGUGCUUUUUCGUGGAUUAUGGAACUAUCAGUGCUUACACCGUUGGGUCUUCAUUGGCCUACUACUACUACAUUCACCCCAGGGCGGGGAUCCUGGAAUUGGGGGAUGGGAGACACAACAACACCCAACAGGAUCCUUCUUCACCGCCAUCAUCAUCAUCAUCAUCCUUGGCCAUGCCAGAGUUCAGCGUGUUUUUCGAGACCUUAUACAUCCCCAGCUCCUGCCUGGUGGCCAUCAUCUGUGUCCUGGCCUGCUGCAACACCCGCCAGCGCUGGAGAACCUACCGCUACGUCAUACGCACCCUGGUCUUCCUCCUGCCCUUCCUCGUGGCCUCCACCCCCAUCUUCUACCGCCUCCUCCACUCCUCCCCCUACCUCCCAACCUCCUCCUCCUUCUCCUCCUCCGCCUCCAUGGCCCAGUUCUUCUGCCGACACUGCUUCUGGCUGGUGGUGUCAGCCCUGUUCAACAUCAGCAAGAUCCCUGAGCGACUGUCACCGGGUAGUUUUGAUAUCUGGGGGCAUAGUCACCAGUGGUUUCACGUCUGCACCUUCCUGUCCAUUCUCGAUGAACUUCAUAUGAUCAAUGGGGAGGUGAGGGCUAUACUCCUUCACCCAGCCCUGGUGGUCCCCCCAGCCAUCCCUCCACACCUCCCCGGACCCACCUUAGCCUCCACCUACGGGGUGAUGCUGGUCCUCCAGGCCUCAAUCGCCUCCAUCAUCGCCUGGUUCUCCUGGUGCGCCAACAGCAUCUACAAACCCCAGGGAGACCAGUUGGAGAAAGAGUUCCUCGCUAAAAGGCAUCUAAAGUGUCACUGAUGUUGGAUCUGAUUUAUGGAGAGCUCUGACUUUAUUCCAAAACGUAGGCCAGUCAUUUAGUACAUUAAUUGACUGAAUUGAUUUGAUCACUUGAACAUGCAGCAGCAGCACAUAUAACUUAUGGAGGUUAGGGAGGUUACCACUCACAUAAUAUAAAAAAACAGCAGCAUAUGUUUUCAUGUAUUGUUUUUAUUUUUAGUGACUCAGUAACAUUCACGUUCUGUAGCCUACUUUCCUUUUACCUUCACCCAUUGCUUUCACCCUUUCCCCUUUCCUUGGACUAUAUGGGUAACUUUAGCUUUGAAAGGGUAAGUGUGGGGUCAGCCAAGAUUCAAGGGUGUUUGUUUUCCAUGUUCACUAUGGGGGUGCUAUUUGGUCCCCUGGAUUAGGGUCAGUGUUUUGUGGGGUUGGAACAACUUGCCGGUUCAGUCAAGGACUCACAUUCUGUUCUAGAACGAGGUGAUAAUUCUAUUCCUUAAGUGGGUUUUAAGGUAGAGGACAUUGGAAAGGUGUUGUUACCCAAGGAGACCUAAGACCCACAUAAGAUCAACAUGUUAACAAUGCUCUUAAAAUGUCACAGUGAGAUUUUAGAAACGUUUGCUGCCAUGCUGUCUUUGAAUGCUCACUCGGUUUGUCUCCUUCAGCCUUCCUCCACUUCCCCUAUCUCUCUGACUGAAAAUACCUCUCUCUCUCUCUCUCUCUUUAUCUCUCUCACUCACUCACUCUCUCGAUUUAUCUCACUCUCAAAUUCUCUCUCUAUAUAAAUUAUAUCUCUCUCACACCCUCGUGAUUUCAUUUUCCUUCAUGUUAUACUUAAUCUCUCUCUUCAUAUCUUUCUUGAUACCUUCUCAAAAUACUCUCUCUCUCUCUGUCCUGCCACACUCAGUUUAAUGUCAUGCCACACACAGUUUAAGCCAUCUCAACAGGAAGUGGGGUAGCCUUGCCGACAACAGAAAUAGACCAAGACCUCACUCAGUCUUACGUGAUUGCACUCUCAGGGGCGGAAACCAGAGGGUGAAGCCCAACUUCAUGUGCACUUUCAGAAGCCACGGCAGUGUUUUUUUUUUUUUUUAACAUCUUCAAAAUACUUUUAUGUACAGCAUAUUUCUAACAGGUUUCUGAUGAUGUAUUGUUGAUUUAAUGUACUAGACCACAGAUUCGAUUGCUAUCAAUAUCAAUGGUCAACUUCAUACUAUAGCUGCAUGUACUGUACACUGAUUGCACUGAAAAACGUUCUACACUUUAUUCAUGGUAAAGAAACAACGGCCUGAAACAGUCAGUGAUGGAACUUUAUUUUACCUGAGGGUAUAUCUAUACAUCUGAAGCCGUAGUGAGGAUAGAUGCAUUGUGUAAACCACAGGAGGCUGGGGGCACCUUAAUUGGGGAGGAAGGGCUCGUGGUAAUGACUGGAGCGGAAUCAGUGGAAUGGUAUCAAAUACAUCCACCACAUGGUUUCCAUUCACUCCGUUCUGGCCAUUUACUAUGAGCCGUUCUCCCCUCAGCAACCUCCUGUGGUAUAAACUCUUAUCAGCAGAUCGUUGAGGAUUUGUUCCCUUGCUCAGACAUGCCAGAUCUUACAACGCCUUGAUAGGUAUUUUACAUGUCAUAUGUUAUAGCAAUCUGGGGCCUGAGGGCACAAUCAAUGACGUGGCACGCAACCAUUGGUUGAUGAAUGCAAUGUCUGUGCAGGGGAGCACGACCUGAAUGUUGACAAUGUGGACGAUUGGAUGAGGCCACCAGGAAGAAACACUCUGGUUAGAUUUGCACUCAAUCACUCAGGUUACUUUGAGGAAGUUGUUGACCAACGAGAUCCCUGAAGGCUGAUUGUUUAUUUGUCUCUCAACCAAUCAUGCAAAUAUUUGCAUGAAUUAGCCUCCUCUUGUAUAGAUCAUUAGCAGUAGCACUUUUAAAUACUCCCACUGAAUGUUCAUUCCCUGGGAAUGUAAGAGAGACCACAAGCCAUGCUUCUAACUUAGCUAGACAUACAGUAGAUUAGCUAGGAUAAACAAUGAUGUUAUAAUUGUUAUGCUCUGGACAUUUUCAUGUCUCCUCCCCCAUAUCUCUGCUCUCCUAUCUCUUCCUUGUUAUGGAUUCUACUGCUAUCUGUCUCUUCCUGGUUAUGGAUUCUACUGCUAUGUCUCUUCCUGGUUAUGGAUUCUACUGCUAUGUCUCUUCCUGGUUAUGGAUUCUACUGCUAUCUGUCUCUUCCUGGUUAUGGAUUCUACUGCUAUCUGUCUCUUCCUGGUAAUGGAUUCUACAGCUAUCUGUCUCUUCCUGGUUAUGGAUUCUACAGCUAUCUGUCUCUUCCUGGUUAUGGAUUCUACUGCUAUUGGUCUCUUCCUGGUUAUGGAUUCUACAGCUAUCUGUCUCUUCCUGGUUAUGGAUUCUACUGCUAUCGAUCUCUUCCUGGUUAUGGAUUCUACAGCUAUCUGUCUCUUCCUGGUUAUGGAUUCUACUGCUAUCUGUCUCUUCCUGGCUAUGGAUUCUACUGCUAUCUGUGUUUAGUUCUGUCUUCGUUUGAAGAAUUAUGCCGUCCGUUAUGGAGAAAAGAUAGAGAAAGCAUGUCGUGUUUAAAAUGUAAGAGUCUGAUCUGAUUCAUGUCUUUAUAUCAGGGCAAGCCGUAAAUAUACAUAACAGAGUUCUGCAAACUAUCCUCCAUUUUAGCUCCAAAUGUCCAAUGUCGAUAACUGUUUUGGAACCAACAGCCCAUUGAAAUGCACAGUUUCCCAAACUCUAUGGAUAACUCUAUUUAUGGGUAAAUCUUUGGCUCUGAGAGUAAUGGUUUUGCCCUCUCCCACGCUCUGAGUUUCUUUGCACAGUGACAGUGGACCAGACCAGUCCCGUCUUAGAGAUGAAAUACAGUAAUUCAAAAAUAAUUUGGAAAAAUUGUCCAAGUCAACGUGGAUAUAAUGUCAUUUGUCACUUCCUUGUUGUUAAUGCUGUCAUUGUCCAAUCUGUGCUUCGCUAGAGAGUCCGAGAUUUGGAUUUAAUCCAAAAUUGUGUGUUGUAUGUUGCACCUAGCCUGUGUGGUUGCCAGAUGUGUUUCUGAUUUAGCCCACUCCUUUGUCAACUGCUUUGUUGACUCAAACAGACACAAAUCUGGCAUCCAGGCUUUAAUGCACCCAUAUUAUAUUAUGCCACUAAGUUAGUCAGUAUUUGGAUAAUAUGUGUGCAAUGCUUGAUAGAGUGUGUGAUGUUAAUAGAGAGGUCUACUUUCUGGGUGACCUGAAUAUUGACUGGUUAACAUCUAGCUGUCCUCUCUCAACUGUGACUAAUGCCUGUCAUACCAAUAUUGCUGGAUCUCUCUGUCGCUCUCUCUCUCUCUGUCGCUCUCUCUCUCUCUCUCUCUCUCUCUCUCUCUCUCUCUCUCUC